CACGAGCUGUUUGACGGCGUGACGUCACGCCGCGGGUGCUGGUGUCUCGUUCUGUGUGGGUGGAGGAGGCGAUGGAGUCUCGGGGAUAAUAAAUAAAAAGUCCUCCCCUGGCACGAGGCGUGCGCUGGAGGUCUCCACGGGGCCCAGAGCUUGAACCGCCGAGAGCAUCGCCGGCAGGUUGGGGGCAUCGCCGGCAGGUUGGGGGCGGCUUGCCGGCCCAGACGCAGCUCCAGGAGAGAGCGGACGGGGCGCGGGUGAUGACCCUCGUGGUAGCUGAAAAAGAUCAAAUAGAAGCCCGUGUGGAGGAGCGGCUGGGAGGGAUGGGCCUCGAGGGCCCCCAGGGAGGCGAGGGCCCCGACUGCUGGCCCCUGGAGCGCUUGCCGGGGUGGUGCGUCUCCCUGCUGCUCUUCCGCGCCGUCCAAAACGCGGCCGAGCUGCGGCUCAAGGCCAUGAGCGGGGCCCUGCCGGGGGGCGUGAUCAGCGCCGCCGUGGUGCUGGACCCAUUCCAGGUGCUCGUGGCGGCACACAAGGCCGUGCACCUGCACCGUCUAGGCAAACUCAAGACCAAGGCGCUGCACUCCGAGGUCAUCUACAACCUCUCUCCCAGCAACAACAUCUCGGAUGCGUUCCGGAGGUUCGGCGUGGCGGACGGAGAUACGGCGGUGCUGGUGGUGCUGGUGGAGGAGGAGGGCGCGGAGCGCGUGGACCCGGCCUCGGUGGAGGCACACGUGAACGGGCAGCGCGUGCCCGCCGGCGAGCUGUCGGCCCUCGCAGACCUCGCCCGCGUACGCAAGACGUACAAGGUAGCGGCAGAGGAGGAGCGACUGGGGACGCUGCUUGACGCUGUGGUGUUCCGCAUGGCCGCCAAGGAGGCACAGUAGGGUGGUCACAGCGCGGGGGGUAGCUUCGUCUCACGCGGCAUCACGUGGGGGAGGGAGGUUUUUGUCGCAAGCCGCUCGGCUCAUUCCGGCUCCGCCGAUUGGAUUUGAGAAGCAGCUCUGCGACGUCAUUAAGCGGGGCUGUUUCUGUCUGACACAAUGAGGUGCGCCAGUAGUUGUAGGCGUUCCGAAUGGAAAUGUCUUCGUCUCGUGAUCUGACGAAUUUUGACAAUGGAAUCGGGAUCCGAUUGUCGCGUUCCCCCCUUGACACUCGCGCGACAUGCGACUCGCCACGGCAUACGCGGUGCAGCGACGCACUUUGGACGUGCUCGGUUUGUUGUACCGAAACUCGUGAAUUAAAUGAGUAAGACUUU
This is a messenger RNA of Petromyzon marinus (sea lamprey), 1252 nucleotides long. It is a transcript of the gene TPRKB, whose product is annotated as TP53RK binding protein. Gene Ontology annotation, biological process: tRNA threonylcarbamoyladenosine modification. The record is from RefSeq and is a predicted model, not a curated record. Lineage: Eukaryota; Metazoa; Chordata; Hyperoartia; Petromyzontiformes; Petromyzontidae. Gene Ontology annotation, cellular component: EKC/KEOPS complex; nucleus; cytosol.